UCCUCUCCUGUCUCCUCGUCUACGUCGCCUCUCUCCCUCAGUCCCUCUCUCUCAUCUCAACUACGGUGACGAGAUCCUCCGCCCAAGCCUCACCCGCCUCCCUCAUUCCUACCGCUCGAACCUCACCCGCCUCUCUCCUCUCCGGAUCCUAAAUCAUUUCUUCAUCCGAGCUUAGUACUUACUCCCGUGAAGCCCUGAUCCAAAACCUAGGGUUUCGAAUCAAAAGGUGCGCAGCCGGCGGCGAGGAAUCGAAUCGCGUGAGCAGCCGGCAGCCAACAAUUGGUGUGUUUGGUCCCCCAAUUCGUUUGUCGCUUCUCCCAUUCCAUCUCAAACCCUUAAUCCCCCAAUUCGUGCCCAAUUUCUCGACUGGACUGCUUGAUGCGUCGGCGAGGGGAACGCCUCCUCCCCACUGAUGCGGUGAUGCCUCCUCCUCAUUUCCUCCGCAGGAGGCGAAGGAGGCCCUUCGCGGCGGGCGGCGGCUUGGCCGAGGGCAAUCCGCUAGGUGCCCCCAGCCCGCGCGCUGCGCUGGGCUUCGCAGGCGUGCAGGGAUGCAGAGCCGCAGCCGUAUAACUGCGCGGCCCGAGCGGCCGAGGGGCAGCGUCCCGACCCCAGUCAUUUCUAGUGUGGCAGCUUAUCUUCUCUGCCCUGCUCUUGGGAAGGACGUACUCUGCGAGACAAAUAAUUGGUCGCCUCCUAGUAACUUCUGGUGUGAUUCUCGCUGGUGCAAGGUAUGCCAUUUGAAAACUCUGCUUUAUUUUUCUGGUCUUGUGGCAUAACAUAUUUUUGGAGGAAAAGUUGUAUACGUGCAUUUGGGUCUUUCACUGCUAUCAGCUAUAGUUUUCCACAUAAUAGUUAUUGUAUCCUAUUGAUUCUUCAAAGUGGUUAUUGCCAUGUUUGUAAAUUAUGAUUGAUUUGGCUAUGGCUAUCACAAAACUUGGAUAUUUUAGUGGAGCAAAUGAGGGGCAAUUUCUAUCUGAAGUCCAGUUAAUUUGGCCAGCACUGAUGAUCACAUCGUCAGCAUUUCAAGCUGGUGCGUCUAUUCUGAAGGAGGCUGUUUUCAUAGAUGGUGCAGAACGUCUUAAGGGGAUGCGUCCAGACAUCUUUGUGGUUAAUUCAUUUGGAUCUGGAUUUCAGGCCCUUUUUGUCUUUCUUCUUCUUCCAUUUCUUUCUAACUUGAGGGGAAUCAAGUUUGCUGAGCUUCCUGGUUACCUAAAUGGUGGUGCUGAGUGCUUCUUAAAUAUUGGGGAAAGUUCCAUUGUGGUAGGUAUGGCAUUCGAUCUCACUCCUCAAUUUGGUGAAGAUGUCAUCUGCCCUUGUUGCUUCCCUUACAUCAACUUCAGCAGUGCCAAUAUCAAUCUACAUCCUUUCGCUUCCUUUGCCCUACAUCCCUCAUGGCGCAGAGCUAGGCACGUCUUUCAUCAUUGGUGCUGUGGUGCUGCUGGUGGGUCUGAUUCUGUAUAACCUCCCACAUAGCUGGAGAUACUAGGAGCCUCUUGUCUGCUCCCAUCAUUUGAAGAACAUGAGAACACGAAAGGUCAUUCACUGCUUAAUAUUCAGUAGCUGCUGCCGCGUGGUAGGAGUAGACGAGGAAGAGCAGUGCAUCUGCUUUAGAAGUACCUGCAAAUCAUAAUCCGUAGCUGUAAUUCGUGAGAAAACUAGCAGCAGCAGAUCGCUUUAUUCACUAGCAGUCAAUAUUCAGUAUCCACCUGCUUCAGUACUACCAAGCUAGUGUCCACCUACUUUUGUAGUACCUGCAAAUCUUCUGUCCUAAGAUGAGUUUUCGGCACCCUAUUUUAGGUGUACAUAGUUGCAGAUAAGAAACAUAGUUGCAGUGUUGACAA
Messenger RNA from Panicum virgatum (switchgrass), 1841 nucleotides. Its product is annotated as protein CLT2, chloroplastic-like. NCBI's taxonomy places the organism in Eukaryota, Viridiplantae, Streptophyta, Magnoliopsida, Poales, Poaceae. The coding region runs from base 904 to 1461 and encodes 185 amino acids. The record is from RefSeq and is a predicted model, not a curated record. The transcript has 7 exons.